GCUUUAAAGUUUGGUUAGAAUCACCCUGGAAGCUAGGCGGUAUCAAAAGUUGUUCAUUUGAAUUACUUAGAAUAGCUUGCUGCAACAGCUCCCCUAACAAUGUUAAGAACAGAAGCUCCGCUGAUUCUCAUGUCCUGCCACUCCCUUUCUGCUGCUAAAGGAUCCAUCUGUUGUACACGAACUCUGGAGAACGUUUGCGGCUACAGGACUGUGUCCCAAGCGAAGAAUUCUCCUUUCUUCUCCCGUAGCAUUUACAUUUAAUCAGGUUAGAUUUUUAUCAUUGGUCUGAUGAUAACGUUUGACAAAAAAAAAGCACAAUUAGAAGAAAUCUGUAAGGAGGGAAUAAUGUUUUACUGAAUGUAUACUACCCUUCUGUGUAGUGUCAUCCGGUGAUAUGGUUAAAAAGUGCCUCAAACUAUAGAAGAUGGCUUUGAAUUGAAGAAUGUGUGAGUAGUAAAAAACAACAGUAGGUCAUUAAAGCAUACUAUAAGUGUUGGGUUGUGACCCUCUUUCCAUUUAGUGUUCUGCUAAGAGCCUCAUGGAUUGGACUGGGUUGUUUAUUAUGUAACCUCUGUGGAGGCAGUGUUCCUGUCGGGCCGGUGGGGGGAGCUGCAGAGCCUUACGAUGUAUCAUCCCCGCUCCAGCUGACCCGCAUUCACCAGCACUAUACAUGUACGGGACAGGACCGACCGUAGCGAACUUGUCAACACCGUGGAGUGUCCUCCUUCCACGCAUACCUUGACCGUGAGAUUUUUACAGUCCCGGGAGGGCCGAACGCUGCCGUCAUCCUGUUUUCGCUCUUGACUUCGUGUUGAAAGAGGAAACAGUCUCCCCCAGUCAGGGGAACCGGCUGACACAUGUACUUGUGUCCCGGUUCUUUCAUUUGCCGCUCAUUGUGACGUGUUACACGCUGACCUUGUUGGAGGUGUUUUUCUAUCCGGAGUGGAUUACAGCACUACAAACUGACACGGAGAGGGCUGCCCCACUGUCGCGGCGGUGCAAGUUCCUGUACACCCAUUCCUCUGGCUAGCUUUUGAAAAGGCUGUCGGCGAAUGCUGAGCCGGUCGACCUGUUUGAGGUACGCCUCUUGGUCCUGUGAUUGGUCGCUGGAUGAACAGCAGCAAUGUUCGACAAGCACGAGAGCAACUCAUCAGAGAGCGAUGAGAAAGGGUGGCCAGAUGUGCCAAAGAGAAAGAGGAAAAACAGCCAGUGCUCUGUGAAGAGCAUGUCUGCUCUUAGUGUCUCUGUUCCAGGGUAUAUCCCCAGCUACCUGGAGAAAGACGAGCCUUGCGUGGUAUGUGGAGACAAGGCCACUGGCUACCACUACCGCUGUAUAACUUGUGAAGGCUGCAAGGGUUUCUUUCGCAGGACAAUCCAGAAAAAUCUUCAUCCUUCUUACACCUGUAAAUAUGAUGGCUGCUGCAUCAUUGACAAGAUCACACGCAACCAGUGCCAGCUAUGCAGAUUCAAGAAGUGCAUCUCUGUGGGCAUGGCCAUGGACUUGGUGCUCGAUGACAGCAAGCGUGUGGCUAAGCGACGCCUCAUCGAAGAGAACCGAGAGCGGAGGAAGAAAGAAGAGAUGGUACGGACGCUGCAGAUGAGGCCGGAGCCAGAUAGCGCAGAAUGGGAGCUGAUUAGGAUAGCGACAGAGGCCCACCGCCAAACCAACGCCCAGGGUUCCAGCUGGAAACGGAAGCGCAAGUUUCUGUCAGACGACAUCGGCCAUGGUCCAAUGGUGCCCACUUCAGAUGGAGAUAAAGUCGAUCUUGAGGUCUUCAGCGAGUUCACCAAGAUCAUGACCCCUGCUAUCACCCGUGUUGUUGACUUUGCCAAGAAAUUGCCCAUGUUUUCAGAGCUGCCUUGUGAAGACCAGAUUAUCUUGCUGAAGGGGUGCUGCAUGGAGAUUAUGUCCCUGCGCGCUGCUGUGCGCUACGACCCCGAAAGCGAAACGCUGACGCUCAGUGGUGAGAUGGCUGUGAAACGUGAACACCUGAAGAAUGGUGGUCUGGGGGUUAUUUCAGAUGCUAUAUUUGAUUUGGGCAAAAGCCUGGCACAGUUCAACUUGGAUGAUUCCGAAGUGGCACUGAUGCAAGUUGUGCUACUCAUGAGUUCAGAUCGGUCAGGGCUAACAAGCUUGGAGAAGAUCGAGCGGUCCCAGGAGGCCUACCUGCUGGCGUUUGAGCACUACAUAAACUACCGUAAGCACAACAUUCCCCACUUUUGGCCAAAGCUCUUGAUGAAGGUGACGGACCUGCGUAUGAUUGCUGCCUGCCACGCCAGUCGCUUCCUCCACAUGAAGGUCGAGUGUCCAAACGAACUCUUCCCACCGCUUUUCCUGGAAGUCUUUGAGGACCAGGCAGUGUGACUUUGCACCCUGCACUAAACAUACGCAUUUUGGCAGUAAAGGAAGCAUUGGCGACAGAUGAACGUAUUAGGAAAAACUGGAUUUUGUUUUCAUUUGUGAGAACGUGCCCUGUACAUUUUUUGUUUGCCCAUUUGUUGUCAAACACGAGACUUACCUUCUGCCACCAGCAAGUUCUCAUCAGCAUCAUGAAACAGAAACACAGGCAUUUUAAACUCUGCUUUCUGCUUUUGACAGGUGUGCACAUACACAUCUACAGGUGACAGUUUUAAAACACUUUGCCAUAAAGGUACAUCUAUAUGCAAAUCCAAUUGCAUCUGUAAGGAGGGCUGGACUGUUCCCAAACCAAAUGCAAACUGAGGGGCUUUGCUAGCUGCGCACCUGCCUGUAACACACAGGUGUCUUUGAGUUUUUUUGGGGUUUUUUUCGUGUGUGUCCGGGACCUGACAGCUGACACCUCUGACAAUCCCUAUCCCCAUCCUGCUUCACCCCCAUCUCCCUAGCAUCUCCAACAACAAAAGCUUCCACUUUCUGCGCUCUUUUCAAUCCACUGUGGCCCUGAGAGUGUUCGUCGACCUACCUCCGUCACACAAACCUUCACGCAGAGAAACACACUCACAGAAUGUACGUGCACUAAACACACCCCAACACUGUUACCUCAUUUCUUGUCAAAUGUUUUUCUUUAUUUAUAUUUGGGGGCAGAUUUAGUUCAAUUAGAGAAUAUAUUGCCAUGCACCCCUCUGUUACCCAUAUAUGUUAUGCAGCUGCUGGGAGAAAAUUCAGUGGAACAACUGUGUAUAAAACACUAAUGUACAAAGCAUGAUUUAAACUGCAAGUCUUAUAGCUGAGGACUCUAUACCAUUCAUCAUGCAAUGCAAGAUGUCAUGAACAUCAAAGUGCAUUCUGUAAGCACUAAACAGUGAUCAUUUUUGGAAUCAAGAUUUGUGUCAAUCUAGUCAAAUCAAGCUAAUUAAAUAUCAAACAAAACACCUUCAGGAGCCUCAGUGAAGCAAAAAGGAAAUACAUAUGCAGAGAAAUCGCUUGUCUACCCUGAUGAAGAUGUGUGAAAAGCUUUAAAACAAAUUAAAAUAAAUUUGUAUUGCAUUGUGCUGAUGAAUAUUGAUUAUACAUCAGCAUAAUAGCACACUAAACAAAUGCCACUUCUUAAUUUGAGUACAUUAUUUCAAUGGGAAAGCAAUCCCUUUGAAACUAAUGUAACUGUUUUUUUAUCGUACACUUUAUAGCUUUAUACGAACUGUUGGGGACUAUCCAGAUGCCAGCUGGAUGGUGUUUUGGUAUGAUGCAAACAUGUGGAGUUUGCUGAGCUGCAUUGUGACUGUACUUGAACCAUUAAGUUUAGUCUGAUGAAGAUAAGCUUGAACUUUUCAGCUCCAAUUCUUCCAGUGGGUUUGGCAUUUAACAAAAAGGUGACUGUGCUUCAUGUCACCUGUAAAGUACGGCUGAAGAUCUCCGAUGCUUUGGGACCCUUUCUACACAUCUUUAGCAGGGUUGCCAAAAAGAUUUGUUUACAUCAACAUAUUUCCAAAGGUAAAAUUUAGGAUUCCCAAGCAAAUUAUCAGAAUCAAUGUGCAGACUAUUAGUGUUAAAAAUUAAUGAUCUAUCUUUUUUUUUUUUUUUUUACCUUUUUUUCCUGUCCUUUUUUCUGUAAGUUUCAUUGUGACAUUUACAUCUUGCGUGGAACUUUUGUAGGUAUCUUUUUUUUUAAUUUCUCUCCCAUUCAUGUUUUUAUUUGAUAUUUAAGAGGCUUUGCUAGAUUUUAUAGGCACAAAUCUCAUUCCAUUAUGUAUGGCUACCGACAGCAACGUAUACAUUUAUUUUAACAAUAUGUGUUAUUUGCCUUACUUUAAAACAUAGCACAGUACACAGAAAAUGUUUUUAAAUUAUUAAAAUACUAUAAGGUAGUUGAAAAAAGUGUACACCUAUACCUGUGCAGGCCAUAGCCAACAGCUGGUUAGAGUGUAGUGAAUUUUUUAACCAGAUUAGUAUACUGUUCCAAGCCCCUCUGGGAAGUUUUGUUGUUUUUUUUCAAGAAGCAGAUAGUCGAGAAUUUAUCCAGUUUUAGGACCAACCUUUGGCUUCUAAAUAAGUAUUUAAGCUUCACUAAUUUGCUAUCUGGUAGCUAAGGUUAGUUGUAAAAGUUAAUAUCUAGCUUUAAAGAGAUGAAAGGUCACCCACUUUUAUAUGAAGAAGCAUGAAUUAGUUGUAGAAGUUGAUCAAACACUUUUUUUUCUUUGGCAGACAAGAAUAAGCUACUAGAUCAAGAAUUACUAGAUCAAAUCAUAGAUGGAUGGGUCGCUGUUUGCUAUCAAGUCAUUUUCCUUCUGAAAGCCCAGUUCACCCAUUACAUUUUUGUUGGCAUUGUGGUCUAUUCAUUUAUAAGUCAAUAUGUUUACAGAAAGCACUUUUGUAUUCAUAACAUCUAACAAAUCUUAUACUAUUUACAGCCUAGGCAGUGUCUUCAUAUAUAGGUGCAUCUCAGAAAUGCAACAUUUCGUGAAAAGGUUACAUAUGUUUCAUUCAUUUUAGAAAGUGAAACUCAUAUAUAGAUUUAUUACACAUGAAGUAAAAUAUUUCAAGCCAUUAUUUUUUUAUUAACAUGGCAUGGAGGAGAGCAGCCUGUGGUCCUGCUGAAGUGUUCAGAAAGCCCAGGUUGCUUUGAUAGUGGCCUUCAGGUCAUCUGUGUUGUUGGUUCUGGUGUCUCUCAUCUUCCUCUUGACAGAACUCCAUAGAUUCUCUCUGAGGGUCUGGUCAGGUCAGGUUGCUGGUCAUUCAGUCUCAGUAACACCAUCAUCACUGAACCAGCUUUUGGCACAUUAGGGAAAGUGGGCUGGAAAAUGAAAUUAGCAGCUUCAUAAAUCCUGCCAGCAGAAGAAGGUUGAGUGUUCUUAAAUGUCCUGGUAGAUGGCUGUGAUGACUGUGAACUUUAGAAAACCAGUAGACCAGCAGAUGACAUGGAACCCCAAAUCAUCACUGACUGUGGAAACUUCACACUGGACUUCAAGCAACAUGGAUUCUGUGCCUCUCCACUUUUCAUCCAGACUCUGGGACCUUGAUUUCUAAAUAAAAUGCAAGCUUUACUUUCAUCUGAAAAGUCUUCUGUCCAAUACUUGUGAAGCUCCCUCAAAUUCUUGAAUGGAUUUUGCUUGACAAUCCUCUUAAGGCUGUGGUUUUCUCUGUUGCUGGUGCACCUUUUUUACCACACCUUUUCCUUCCACUCAACUUUCUAUGAAUAUGCUUGUAUACGGCACUCAGCUUUUUUUUAACAAUGACCUUUUGUUGCUUGACCUCCCUAGCAGAGAUUGCUAAAGUCUUCUGGACAAAUCUGUCCCGUCAGCGGUCUUCUCUAUGAUGGUGUAGGCCAUAAUAUGGCCAUUACAUAACAUUUACACAUUAUAAAUGUUGGUUUUUUUUUCUUAAAUUGGUGUUAUGUAAUAUUCAAAUUUUCUGAGACACUGAUUUUUGGGUUUUCAUUCUCUUUAACCUGUACUCAUCAAACUUACACAACGUAAAGGCUUGAAAUAUGUCACCCUAUCUGUAAUGAAUCUUUACACUCUCUGAUUUUCACUCUGAAAUGAGUGACAAAACAUUUUUUUUCACAAUGUUCUAAUUUGUUGAAAUGUACCUAUAUGUAUUUGUAGCUAGAAUACCUCACCCAACACAUACCUCCUUUUUCAUUACCUCAUAGACACACAUUCAAUUUUCAGAUGUAUUUACUGUUUUUUUAUUGGUUUCUUUUAAUAGUUUCAGAUAAGCUCUGGGAUGCACACACUAGCUGCGUCAGUGUGUUCUCCUCUGAAAUUCUUUCCCAUUUUCUGCCUGGCAGUUUCCUUCCUUUAUCUCACUUUACAUCAUGUUGUGAUAGGCACACAGGGCACAUCCUUUUGGGUGGUAGGUAGGUAAUGGUUGCCCACCUUCCCUACUCCAACCUCCACCUGCAACUGCCUGAAUCCCAACAGACUCUACCUCACCUCUCGUCUCCAUGAAGCUGCCCUCAGAAUGCAACACAAGCACAUCUGCGCACUCAGAUACGCAAAUGCAUAAAUAUGCUAUAUAUCCCCACAGUAAACAAACAAAUUAGCAGCAUUGAACUACUGUGAGUGUGCUGUUCCACCAAUAACAUCCGCUUGUUCCUAUUUAACGUGGAUUAACCGCUAACAUCUGUCAAGGCAAAAUCUGUCAUUUUCAACCCUUGUUCAUUUUCUGACUAUGUGGGACCAAGAGAUACUCUGAGUUCAGUUUUUAUUUCAGAACCUGAACAGACAGCGGGUUACGGGUGGAUGAGUGACAUUACAAAGUGCUGCCCGAAUUUCAGAGAAGAGAACUUUAUGGGGACGGCGACAGCUUUGAGAUUCCAGAUAAAGUCAGCAGUGUUCACUUGUGGGUAUUGCUUUAGCCGUUGGAGGGAAGAGCAACCCAUGAGAUUGCUGGGAAACGCCAUGUCUUGAGAUUGUCACUCCGUAUUAAUGGGCUAAAUACUUCUCCAGGAGAAAUGGGCAUGCUAAUCAAAGGACUGGUCCUGGAAACCUCCAGGGAGAAAUACACUCUGCUGUAAAGACACCUACCAACCAUAUCCCCAACUGCCAUCCACUGAAAAAAGAAUUAUCAGGUUCUUUCUUUGCACUAAAACCACAAUGUCUGUAUCCUUAACUGUACUGGACACUUCUCUAUGUCUCUUCCUCUGCUUUAUUCAUCUCAUGUCUUGAUUACCAGCUCCAAACCAUAAGAAUUUAGAGCAGAACCUUUAGGUGCCACCACUCUUAGUGUUAUGUUGUGGGUUAUUUAGGACACAAAUGCACAGAUGCAAAAGGAACUAUAUGGAUCCACACCCGCCUUGUCAAUACCACUGUGAACAAAAGCCCUGAUGAACCAGACUACACAGAGACAACUGCCGGUUCAUUCACCCAGAUAUGUUCAUGCGCCUCUCAAGAGUGUAUCUUUAAAUUUUGUAGUGUCUUGCAGAAAUAUUAAUACCUCUUGAGCUUUUUCCACAUUUCAUUGCAUUACAACCACAAAUAUCAAUGUAUUAGAUUGGGAUUUCAUGCGACCAUCACUAAGUUACAUAGAAUUAUGAGGUGUAAGGUUAAGGAGACGUAGGUUUCAAUUUUUUUAUGCAAAUCUGAAACGUUUAGCUGUCUCAUCUCUUUGGCACCACUAUAUAAAGUCCAAUGCAAACAGUUACCAGAAUAUCAGAAGUCAUCUCGUUAAUAAGUACAUUAGUGUGUAAUUUAGUCUUAGUGCACAGACCAUGUAGGAAGAAAAUGCUGCGGUCAGAUGAGAUCAACUUCUCUGGACCUUAUUCACACUCGACAUCACCGUGAACACACUGCCCACAGUGAAACAUGGUGAUGGUAGCAUCAUCCUGUGGGAAUGCAAUGCUUCAGCAGACAAAUGUUUACAAGUAAAAGUGUUUAGAACAGAUACUAGUUAUCCACUGUUAUGUGUUGGUAUGUCACAGAAUUGAAAAGUCACCCCUAACUUUCUUCCUUUUCCUGCUAAAGAAAAACAUCCCCAGAUCAUGAUGCUGCCACCACCAUUAUUUACAAUGGGGCUGUUUUUUAUCAUUCAGAGUUCUACACUAUUUUUGUUGGUGUGUUACAUUAACUCACAAUAAAAUACAUUGAGGUUUUUGGUUGUAAUUUGUCAAAAUAAGAGAGUUGAAAAAGUAUGAAUGCUUUUGCAAUGGACUACAUGUACUAUACCAGUACAUAUAUGUAAAUAUUUAAAGAUAUAUAUAUUUUUAUGCAGUCAACCCCGUUCAGAUCAUGUGACACCAUGUGACAGAGGCUGCCAUCCCAUUUGGAUGAAUAUCUGCAACAUUUUUGAAAGUGUUUUCAGUUGACAUGAAGAUUCUUGUUUGACUCGUGGUGAUUACCAAGUAACCUUCUUAGUUCAGUGAUAUUUGUGCAUGCCUUCAGAUUUUCCCUUUUUUUCUCCUGUUCCUUGUUUUCUGUGACUGAGGGUCAGCUUCCCCGUCGGUGAUGUAGAUCUAAGCUGGCAGCACAGCCUCUCUGUAUCUCCUUCUCUGCCUAAUGUUCAGUGGAGAAGUCCUCUCCCUGUCAUCAUAAAGAAACCACACCAGCACCUCAGGGCACUUUGCCUCCGGCUGAAAGGGGGCCGCACCAGCGCUGAGCAGAGACGGCAGCCAUCCUCUAAAAAAGAAAAGGGUGUCUAAUGGGGGUUUUGCUGCUUCAACAAGCUUCAGACACUUUUGCUGUUUAAAAUCUGAUCUCUUUAAGGGUAACACAUUCAGUUUGGCACCUUUUAUAUGAAGAAUAGUUUAUCAGUUUAAUUCUUAAAUGUGACUAGAACCUUUGGUUUGCUCUAAAUGUUUGGAGUGGUUCUUGUUGCUGCCUCUUUGGGUCAGUUUAUCAAUUACAGACUUCACCUGCAAAAGCCAGCUUUGUUUUAAUUUGAAAGAAAAUGAUAACAGCCCAGGGUAAUUUUUCAACCUUUGAAACAAAACUGCAGAAUAAAUCAAACAGUUUCUGUUUUGUUUUUUUUCCACUUUCUAAUGGCAGGAUUGUGAUUUCACUGUCUCUCUUCUCUCUUUCUCUCAUGUUUACUGUAGCCUAAAAUGUGAAUUUGAUCCUAAUCUCUGCCGUUGCGCAAAACUGUAACGACUAAAUGUUCUCUUCUGACUUACCCAAGGAAAACAGUUCCUUCUGUCUUUCCAUCUGUCCUGCACCGUCCUUUUGUUCUCUCCCUUCUUCUGCCUGUUCUGCAUCCAGAAGCCCACCCAGCUCCCACAAGCACUCAAUAGUGGAGUAAAAUGACAAUCCAUGCAGGAGUGUGUCUCUAUGUGGAAUGUAAAAUACUGCAAUUAUGUGAUUAAAGAUGCAUUGUAAAAGA
Molecule: messenger RNA, 9232 nt
Organism: Girardinichthys multiradiatus
Lineage: Eukaryota; Metazoa; Chordata; Actinopteri; Cyprinodontiformes; Goodeidae
Product: thyroid hormone receptor alpha
Exons: 9
Coding region: 1124-2365 (413 amino acids)
Biological process (GO): positive regulation of transcription by RNA polymerase II; negative regulation of transcription by RNA polymerase II; thyroid hormone receptor signaling pathway
Molecular function (GO): RNA polymerase II cis-regulatory region sequence-specific DNA binding; zinc ion binding; nuclear receptor activity
Source: RefSeq, a predicted model, not a curated record